AUGCUAACUGUUUGUCCUCUGUCCUUCUUUACACGAGCGUUACUUGUUUGCUUUAAAUCUUUGACACGUCUUUCACCACCUUGUGCACCCAUCUUGCCCCUCACAAAAAAAAAAAGAUAUUUGAAAAUGCACGGCAUGAAUUUCGGCCAGGGCGGCCAUCAGCAGUUCAACCCCAACGCCAACCCGUGGGCACGCGCCCCAGCAUUUGGCGAAGCCGGCCACCAGGUUGGGUACAACAACUAUGGUGGUUAUCAGCAAAGGCCGCGCGAAGGUUUUGAUGGCCCCUCCCGUGGUCGUGGCGAAUUUAUCCGUCGCAACGUGCCGUACCAAGGGGAAACCUCCGGCCAUGGCUACCACCGUGAGGAGCCAGCCGAUGAGGACAUAUUUAAGGAUCACACUCCGGGCAUCAACUUUGACCAACACGGAGAGGUGAAUAUGACUAUCACGCCAAACGACAUUGCGCCAGUGUUAUCGUUCAGUGAAAUGAACAUGGUUCCGGUGCUGCUGGAAAAUGUGAAACGCUGUGGGUACACCAAGCCAACGCCUGUGCAGAGCUUGGGUAUUCCAACAGCGCUCAAUCAUCGGGAUCUUAUGGCGUGUGCACAAACUGGUUCGGGGAAAACAGCUUCGUACCUUAUUCCUGCUAUCAACGAGAUACUGUUGAAUAUUUCGAACCGCCCUCCGUACAGCCCGGGCAGCCACUCCAGCCCCCAAGCCCUUAUCCUUGCACCAACGAGGGAGCUUUCCCUUCAGAUCUAUGGAGAAGCCCGCAAGUUCACCUACCAUACGCCUGUCCGCUGUGUAGUCGUCUAUGGCGGUGCUGAUCCACGCCACCAGGUACAUGAGCUCUCCCGCGGGUGUAAAUUGCUUGUUGCGACCCCUGGACGACUUAUGGAUAUGUUCUCUCGUGGAUACGUCCGCUUCUCUGAAAUCCGCUUCCUGAUAUUGGAUGAAGCUGAUCGAAUGCUGGAUAUGGGAUUUGAACCGCAAAUUCGGAUGAUUGUUCAAGGUCCAGACAGUGAUAUGCCAAGGGCAGGUCAGCGCCAAACUCUGCUCUAUUCUGCCACUUUUCCCGUUGAGAUUCAGCGGCUCGCCAGGGAGUUUAUGUGCCGCCACUCGUUCCUUCAGGUUGGACGCGUGGGCUCCACAACGGAGAAUAUCACUCAGGACGUUCGCUGGAUUGAGGACCCGGACAAGCGUCAGGCGCUACUCACGUUACUUCGUGAAAAUGAAGGCAAGCUUGUUCUCGUUUUUGUCGAAAAGAAGCGUGAUGCCGAUUAUUUGGAGCGUUUCCUGCGCAAUAGCGAGUUGGCGUGCGUUUCUAUCCACGGCGAUCGUGUGCAGCGUGAGCGCGAAGAGGCUCUCAGGCUGUUUAAGUCAGGCGCUUGUCAAGUUCUUGUCGCAACAGACGUAGCUUCUCGCGGACUCGACAUCCCCAAUGUCGGGGUUGUGAUCCAAUAUGACAUGCCGAGCAAUAUUGACGAUUACGUGCAUCGCAUCGGCCGCACAGGCCGUGCUGGCAAAGUGGGCGUCGCCAUUUCAUUUUUUAACGAGAAGAACCGCAACAUUGUGGAUGAUCUCAUUCCACUUCUCAAUGAGACCAAUCAGGUCAUUUCUCCUGAAGUUCGUGCACUGGCCAAGCGCCCCAACAAUAAUAACAACAACAAUAACCGCGGAGGUGGUGGCGGCGGUUAUCGCGGUUUCGGGCGUGGUGGCAACAGCGGUGGUUUUGGAAUGGGCGGUGGUCGCGGUGGCGGCGGUGGUGGCGGUGGUUAUCGCGGCGGUCGGGGUGGCAACAGCGGUGGUUUUGGAAUGAGCAACGUUUUCGGGCGUGGCGGCAACAGCGGUGGUUUUGGAAUGGGCGGUGGUCGCGGCGGCGGUGGUGGUGGCGGUGGUGGCGGUUUCGGCAGCGGGGGAUUUGGAGCAUCGGGAGGAAAUAUGCGCGGGAUGUUUGGAGGAGGAGGAGGAGGCCCCACCAUGUAA
Messenger RNA from Trypanosoma brucei brucei TREU927, 1983 nucleotides. Its product is annotated as ATP-dependent DEAD/H RNA helicase, putative. Gene Ontology annotation, molecular function: RNA helicase activity; RNA binding; ATP binding. Lineage: Eukaryota; Euglenozoa; Kinetoplastea; Trypanosomatida; Trypanosomatidae. Gene Ontology annotation, cellular component: nucleus. The record is from RefSeq and is a predicted model, not a curated record. The coding region runs from base 1 to 1983 and encodes 660 amino acids. The transcript has a single exon.